This is a messenger RNA of Fopius arisanus, 1253 nucleotides long. Its product is annotated as zinc finger HIT domain-containing protein 2. The transcript is spliced from 5 exons. NCBI's taxonomy places the organism in Eukaryota, Metazoa, Arthropoda, Insecta, Hymenoptera, Braconidae. Bases 129 to 1253 code for a protein of 374 amino acids. The record is from RefSeq and is a predicted model, not a curated record.
AAAGGCAGAUCAUUCAUUUCUUCUUUGUCCGUCAAAAACGAGGUUACACAAAAAAAGCAUAAUAAAAUUGCAAACAAAUUUCACGUGUCGCUGUUUUUUUUUAUCCUGUGAUAUAAAUUAAUGAGAAUAUGGCAGACGUCGAUGCAUCGAGCAAUUUGUGUCAAAUAUGCAAUUCCACUCCACCGAAAUACACAUGCCCAAGGUGCAGUAUUUCUUAUUGUUCAAUGAAUUGUUACAAAUCCACAUCUCAUCUGAACUGUUCAGAAGAAUUUUACAAGAAAUGGGUAGAGGAUGAGAUGAAAUCUCAGACAAAUGAUCCAGCAGAGAAAAAAAAGAUGACUGAAAUUCUGAAGAGAAUUCAUGAACAAGAAGACCCAUUCGACAAUGCAGAAGAUUUGUUGAACAUCGAUGAUUUACGCGAAGAACUCGACUCAGACGACGACGAAGAUGUCCCAGAUUUAGCGGAUCGUAUUGAAAACGUGGAUUUGGACGAUGCCAAUGAGCUUUGGGAGGUCUUAACUGACUCUGAACGUCAGGAAUUCGAAGCACUCCUCAGGAAUGGUGAAGAACAACAGCUCCUGCCCAACUGGCGCCCUUGGUGGAGUUUAAAAAAUACUGAGAAGCAGCUAAUUAAAGAAAUUGACAGAAAUGAAAAGAAAAGAGAAGUUGAAAAAUGCCCGAGACUUUUAGACAUCACCUACAUACCAGCGGUGGAGAAAUCCUCACCGACAGUUCCCUUUAAUCUCGUGAAUCUUCUCUCUUCGUACGUUCUCGUGGUACUCCAUUACGAUGGCGAUCAUCAAAAUUCAGUGAAAGAGGCUGUCAGUAUGUUCCUGCAAUUGUGUGAUAAUAUCGCUGAUAAUAGGGUAUUUGAUAAUGAAGAAUCAGCUGUAGACGCUGUGACAGAAAAAGCUUCUGAUCUCCAGCUGUUCAAUAAUGACGAGGAAAAUGUAAUAAUUGAUCAUUUGAAACAAAUCAUCCAGGGGCCGAGUAAAGAAGAGCAGAAUUUUUACAUGUUGUCUGCUGUAUCAGACCUCCAUCAUUUACUCACUAAAGCGAAGAGAGAAUUAUCUUCAGGGAAACAGAAGCGAAAUAAUCCCCUAUUUUUCAAAAAAUUUGGAACUCAAAUCGACGAACAGUACAUGAAUCGCUCCAAAAAAUGCAUUCCACUUUAUUUGAAAAAAAUCGAGUACUACUUCACGUGGAUUCAUAAAUAUAGCCAACGAAUGCUGGAAUUGAAUUUUUUACAGUGA